AGCUUAAUCAUGAGCAGUUCCUGCAACUCUUUUGCUCGAGAGUUCUUGGCUGAUGUCAACCAACUGUGCAAUGGUGGAACUCAAGGAUCAGAAGCAAAAGAAGAUGAAGAAGAGGAGAGCAACAUGGCAGUGCUUGGGGAAUAUCUUGUCAAUGGUCGUGGAUUGUGGCUACUUAGAACUCUGAAUGCUAACAUCGAUCAGGUAAUACAUUUUUUAAUGGAUAUUUUUUCUAGAAUACUACAUUUAAACAGUGAUAUUAAAGGAACACUCCAUGGAAAAAAACAAAUGACUAGUUUAGUAGAUAUAUACUAACUAAAGAAAGUAAUUGUUUUAUAUUUUCUUUGUGGUAAAUUAAAUCCUGUGUGCCACAACAAGGGUGAGGGUUGCUUGAGGGGGACCCACGAGGUGUGACCUAGGGGCAGAAAGUAACACUUCCUAUUUUUUAUUUGAGUUGUACGGAGGACAUAGCUCCUGGGGACAUGGAGUAGGACAACUUCUCGGCGGUCCCUAGAACUCUUACAACUAGAGGUUCACUCAAUGUCCACUUUAACAGGAGCAGAUGCCCUGGGGGAAUAGCUAGAAAUAAGAUAUAAAGGCACACUCUUGAAAACUAGGAUGGGGACGUAAAGGAUGAGGGGAGGGGUGGGGGGAGCACAUGUGGGUUGACAGGGAUAAAAAUUUAUUUUAAUUAUGAAAGCAGAAUAGUUUGUUCACAGUAGUCCGAUAUUUAGCUACAGGAGGACACAGCAUGGGACUGGGGGGGUCGCAUCGCCACACGAACCCUACACCAACCUAACUAUGCUGGCAGCAGAAGCCGGAGUACUCAGACAGGGCCCAUGGGAAGACUGAAUGAAUACCUGGGAGGGAGUCCUCAUUUCUGACAGAGGUACAUUCACCAGUCAUGUUAUUGUAUUUGGGAAUUUUACAGUAUGACUACAGUUGCUCAUGUGCUCUGGCACACAUCCUAUAUACACAGGCCCACAGGCUGUAUUACUAAUGGCGAGGAUUGCUAAUAUGACACUGAUCUAACUCAGAGCUUAGAGCCGCACAGGGGAGAUGGGGAAGCUCUGACUUGGUUGAGUUCUGAGCGACAAUUUGCGUGUCCGCAACAAAAUAGUUUGGAGCGAAUCCGGGAUACCCGGACAUGAUCCACUUGUAGGUUCUGGGCCUCCUUCCAUUUCCCCUCAGAACAAAGCAUCUUUGUUUUGGUGAGCGGGACCCACGAAUCACCGGUGGUACCGUGUGCCACUGAACCCCGUCGCUUGUUCCUUGAAGUCACCUCUUGUUCCCCUCCUUUUUUUUUUUUUUAACUUUUCCUUCCCUCUCUCCUCUCUCAUCCCAACAACUCCCCUGCCACUCCUUACUUAUCCCCACAACUCCCCUGACGUGACCAAAGUGGGCUGACCUAGUGAUUGUACUGACGGCACGCUACAGCAUUCAGAACUGCAUUGAUGCCAGUCAGUCUUUCCAUUCUCUCCAUAAACGCUAGAGGGCUCAGCAAGCCAGAGAGGUGCUCAGGGGCCCUGCAAGGCUUCCACAACAAACGAGCCUCUAUUGUCCUUAUCCAAGAGACGCACUCAAAGUAAGGGGCUAGGCCUAAACCGACUUAUCACCAUUUAAUGCUAGGCUACUAUAGCGACUACUUUUAGAGAGAGUUCAGAGAAGGGCUACAAAACUGCUAUAUGGAUUGUAACAAGGAAAGGUUAAAGGAUUUUAACAUGUAUAGCUUGGAGGAAAGAUGAGAUAGGGGAGAUAUAAUAGAAACAUUUAAAUAUAUAAAGGGAAUUAACACAGUAAAGGAGGACAGUAUAUGUAAAAGCAGGAAAACUACCACAAUAAGCGGUCUUAAAUUAGAGGGGCAAAGAUUUAAAAAUAUCAGAAAAUAUUACUUUACUGAGAGCGUAGUGGAUGCAUUGAAUAGCCUUUCAGUUGAAGUGGUAGAAGUUAACACAGUGAGGGAGUUUAAGCAUGCGUGGGAUAGACAUAAGGCUAUCCUAGAUAAAAUAAACUAUUUAAAGUAUUUAGAAAAUUGGGCAGACUGGAUGGGCUGAAUGGCUCCUACCUGCUGUCACAUUCUUUUUCUCUCAUUAGGGACUAGUGAUGUCGCGAACGGUUCGCUGCGGUUCGCCACGAACUCCAGUCAGCAGACCCAUCCCGGCCAAUCUGCAGCAGACCCUCCCUCCCAGGCCCUCCCACCUCCUGGGCAGCAUCCAUUUUGAAGGGUAACGGCCUGGAACAAGGUGCCCAGGUUAAACUCAUCGAUAUCAGCAGCCCGCUGACCCAGAUCUUCCUUAUAUUAUUAUUAUUAUUGCCAUUUAUAUAGCGCCAACAGAUUCCGUAGCGCUUUACAAUAUUAUGAAAGGGGAUUUAACUAUAAAUAGGACAAUUACAAAUAAACUUACAGGAACAAUAGGUUGAAGAGGACCCUGCUCAAUCGAGCUUACAUUCUACAGGAUACUCAGGGAGUGGGACCAAAGUGCUGUGUCUAUUGGGCAAUGCCAAUGUGGCCCUCAACUCGGAAUGUCGCAAGGCGACACUUUACAAACUUGAUGGGAAAUUAGCAGAUUUGGCUUCUGAGGAGCUGGAUACGGAUGCCAAGGGCCUGCUAUUUGGAGACGCCUUCAUGAGAGAAUCGGCAUGUCUCCAUCUACACGUUCCUCGACAAGGCACAAAAAUCACUCUGAAGGGUCUUCCGUUCUGGGGAUCGUUUUUUCCUCCAGGGCUUGUCGGGACAGGGGCCGCACCACCAGCAGAGCUGCUUUCAUGGGCAACAGGCCCCACCUCUCGGAGUCCUUCUCCUCCUCAUCCCGGUACCAGUACCAUCCAUUGUUCUCCCGGGGAUCUUCCAGGGGCGGGGUGCUUCAUCCACACGGGCAAGAUAUGCCUCAGGUAAGAGUUCUGCCUUAUUUUCCACACUUACCCAUUGCAGGCAGACUGUCUCACUUUUUUCCUGAGGAGAUCUGUAGGUUCUGCAGACUGUGUCCGGAUUCUGGAUUGAUUUUGUGGCACCUCCAAAGCAGGCCUCUGCUCCAAGACCUAUUCAGAUGAACAAGGAGUCGUCCGACCUGAUCCAUUCAGAAAUACUCGCCCUAUUAGACAAGGGAGCGGUGGAGAGGGCGACAGGCCCCCUUCGCUUCUUGAGCAAUAUCUUCAUGGUGAGGAAGAAGUCAGGGGAUUUCCGCCCUGUAAUCAAUCUGCGCGCCCUUAACACAUAUGUCUACCAUCAUUUCAAAAUGGAAGGCAUCCACCUUCUCAGGGAUCUACUCCGCGAGGACGACUGGUUGUGGAGACAUAGAGAAGUCGGAACGGACCCCUUUCGGUCGAUUCAGUUUCUUGGUUUUGUGGUGGAUUCGGUUCAGGGUGAUGUCUAAAAGUUGAAAUGUUUGCCCCCAACCUCGCUGGUAAAUUGCAGAUUCAGUAUGUUCACAUUAAACAGUCGUACAAACUCGUUGAAUUCUUCUACUGAACCCAGCCAUACUACAAGCACAUCGUCGGUAUCUGGUAUCCCAGAUGGCUGUCCUAAGGAAGGACAUCAGACGCCUACUCCGCAAUCCGAGGGUCACGUUAAGGGAUCUGGCCCAGACGAUAGGGCUGCUAUCUUCCUCCAUUCAAGCCAUCUUCCCGGGAACCCUGCACCUGGAAGGGCAAGGUGAUCUUCGGAUCCAGGCCAGACUUCGUCCUGGAAUCGGACGCCAGCUGCAUAGGCUAGGGCGCUACUUGCGAUGGUGUGGCGACUGGAGAGCUCUGUACCCCGGAGGAGCUGAUUGCAGGGUCCUUUGCCAUUUGCAGCUACACCAAAGGAAAAAGUCACUGCUUAUUGCUUCUUCGGAUGGACAACGUCUCGGCUGUCUGCUACAUUAACCGGCUGAGAGGUGUCCAUUAGAAACUUCUGUCGGAUCUCAAGAAGGACCUUUCCAGUACUGUCUGGACAAGAAGCUAUCGAUCGUGGCAGAAUAUCUCCUGGGACAAGACAAUCGCGUGGGGGACUGAAUUUCCAGACACUGGAGAGAAACUGCCCCCUCCCCUGUCCCCCAGUGUUUCGAAUGCUAGACUUCCUGCGAGGUCCCUUCCAUCUGGAUCUAUUUGAGUCCAGGGUGAAUCGUCAGAUGGAAUUGUUCUUCAGCUGGCUUCUGAAUCCCCGCAGCAUGGCAGUGGACGCAUUCAUACAAGUGUGGCCUCCAUCGGGGGCGUAUGCUUUACCCCCUUCUCCAUGAUUCUCGGGACGUUACAUCGGAUCAAGCUUCUGAGUGUGUCGAUUGUCCUGAUCACUUUGGAGGGGCCAACCGUGGUUCACUCUACUGCUGGAGUUAUCGUGCAAAGAUGUGCUACUAUCUGCCUCCAAGUUUCUCAUGCGAGAUCCAGCAGGGAAUCCAGAUCUGUUAAAAUUGGAGGAUCGUCUGUCCGUGGUGGCCUGGAACGUUUCCGGGUUUCAUGGGAUGUGUCAGGCUUAUCGACAAUGGCUAGAGAUUUACUCUGGGAUAAGAUAACUCACCCAGGUGUUCUCUCACCUCUACGGCACAGAGCGUACGAGUGUUCAUUUUAGAACCUGGUUUUCAGGAUUUGCUAUUAGGUAUCUGACUACAUAUCUAUUUUUAUAUUUCUCUACUAUUUCACUUUGCUUGUUUAAACAUGUUAUCAUCACAAGCAUGUCCAUCUUGCAUGCUAGUUUAUUGAUUCAGCAUGUUGGAUUCACCAUUUAUCACUUUCCUGCACUGUAAAUAUCCCUCUUUCAGACCGGUGAAGGGUUUGUUUAUAUUAUUCACUGGGUGACCGGGUUUGACAGCCGUCCAUGACGACAGCACGCACUGUAGGCGUGACGGGGGCGGAGCACGCAAGUACUGUGCCGGUAGAGGUGAGAGGAGAACACCUGGGUGAGUUAUCUUAUUAAUUGUAUAGGUAUAUAUUGCUUGUAUGUGUAUACAUUAUUUGUUGUCCUGUUAUUGACCCUGAAGAAAGUCCCGAACGGGGACUGAAACUUUGGUCGUUAUUUUUAACUUUAUCUAAUACAUUUUUGCUUGUUUUUUUAAAAAAGACCGGUGAGCAGCCAUUCUACUUGGAUGUUGUGCUAUUGGAGCUCAGGCUUAUGCGCCCGGCAUUGAAGCAGUCAAAGCAUGAGUGUAGGGGGAUUUUUUAUAUAUUUUUUAUAUAUAUAUAUAUAUAUAUAUAUAUAUAUAUAUAUUAUAUAAAUUCACACAUACAUACCUUUUGCAAAACGUAAAUUGACAUACAGUGCCUUGCUCAGAACAAAAUAGUCUAAGUUGGUGAAGUGAAAUGUGAAAAAUAUAUACAUAAAACUAUUUUUUAGAAAUAGAAAACAGAAAACUGGCAUUUGCGUAUGUAUUUACCCCUUUGUUAUGAAGCCCAUAAAAAGCUCUGGUGCAACCAAUUACCUUCAGAAGUCACAUAAUUAGUGAAAUGAUGUCCACCUGUGUGCAAUCUAAGUGUCACAUGAUCUGUCAUUACAUAUACACACACCUUUUUUGAAAGGCCCCAGAGGCUGCAACACCUAAGCAAGAGGCACCACUAACCAAACACUGCCAUGAAGACCAAGAAAGUCUCCAAACAAGUAAGGGACAAUGUUGUUGAGAAGUGCAAGUCAGGGUUAGGUUAUAGAAAAAUAUCAAAAUCUUUGAUGAUCCCCAGGAGCACCAUUAAAUCUAUCAUAACCAAAUGGAAAGAACAUGGCACAACAGCAAACCUGCCAAGAGAUGGACACCCGCCAAAACUCACUGACCGGGCAAGGAGGGCAUCAUAGAGGCAGCGCAGAGACCUAAGGUAACCCUGGAGGAGUUGCAGAGUUCCACAGCAGAGACUGGAGUAUCUGUACAUAGGACGACAAUAAGCCGUACGCUCCAUAGAGUUGGGCUUUAUGGCAGAGUGGCCAGAAGAGCCAUUAUUUUCAGCAAAAAAACAAAAUGGCACAUUUUGAGUAUGCGAAAAGGCAUGUGGGAGACUCCCAAAAUGUAUUGAGGAAGGUGCUCUGGUGUGAUGAGACUAAAAUUUAACUUUUCAGCCAUCAAAGAAAAUGCUAUGUCUGGCGCAAACCCAACACAUCACAUCGCUCAAAGAACACCAUCCCCACAUCGGCUCUUCCUUGGACCACUUUGGGGUUGCUGUAAUAGUACAUGAGCCAUAAGGGGACUCUUAUCAUUUCCCCUUUAGGCUAUCUUGUACGUUUUUCUUUUCCUUAAAAUUAUGUUACGUUUAGGGGUUACCCCCCCACAAAAUCUCAGCGUCCUGACACACACACUCUACUUUUCCUUCAUAUUAUGUAAAUACAGGGAUAUUCUUGAGCAAAACCUGUACCACUCUGUGCGUGAUUUGAGGCUAGGACGGAGGUUCACCUUCCAGCAGGACAAACACACUGCUAAAGCAACACUUGAGUGGUUUUAGGGGAAACAUGUAAAUGUGUUGGAAUGGCCUAGUCAAAGCCCAGACUUCAAUCCAAUAGAAAAUCUGUGUUCAGACAAAGAUUGUUGUUCACAAGUGCAAACCACCCAACUUGAAAGAAGCUGAAGCAGUUUUGCAAGGAGGAAUGGGCAAAAAUCCCAGUGGUAAGAUGUGCAAGCUCAUAGAGACUUAUCCAAAGCGACUGCCGCAAAAGGUGGCUCUACAAAGUAUUGACUUUAGGGGGUGAAUAGUUAUGCACAUUGACUUUUUCUGCUAUUUUGUCCUAUUUGUGGUUUGCUUCACAAUAAACAAAAAAAAAAUACAUCUUCAAGGUUGUGGGCAUGUUCUGUAAAUUAAAUGGUGCAAAUCCUCAAACAAUCCCUGUUAAUUCCAGGUUGUGAGGCAACAAAACACAGAAAAUGCCAGGUGGGGGUGUGUGUGUGAAUACUUUUGCAAGGCACUGUAUAUGAUCCUUAUUUGACUUCAACUUAUUAGCGAAUCAUCAAUGAGCUUUUUGAUAUAAAUGAAUAUGAAUAACUAUAAUACUAUUGAUUUAUCUAGAUCGAGAUUAUUAAUGAUUAGUCUAUUUUCAAUCUAUGGAGACUUUACAUUAAGAUUGGGAUACAUUGUUAUUGACAAUACUGUACAAACUUUUUUCUUUCCUGCUUACUAUUUUCUCAUUCUUUUCAGCGCUAUGAAAUUGGAUUUAUUUAAUAGCAAUAUAACAUUAACUAAAUAGAGGAAGUGCAUUCAAGUCUAUACCAUUUCUAAGUCAUUUAGUUGUAGAUAUAUUUGAAUGAUCUUUAUUUACAGCACUCCUAUAUCUAUAUCCAUAUAUAUAUACACAUCUAUACAUACAUAUAUAUACACAUAUAUAUACACAUAUACACAUAUAUAUAUAUACACAUAUAUAUAUACACACACACAUAUAUAUAUAUAAUAUAUAUCUAUAAUAUAUAUCCAUAUAUAAUAGAAAAUGUAUCCAUACUUUCCGUAAUUUUCAUUUCCUGGUCAUAGGCCAUGGCAGCACAACAUUGGGUAGCUCCUUCCUAUCCUCAUUGGACAGGAAUAAUAAUUAAGCCGUAUAAGUACCACCUCCAACCCCUCCUUCCCCAGUCAUGUUUUACAGCAAUAGCCCCGGGUGGGACCCUUGUGCUGCCAUGGCCUAUGACCAGGACAUGAAAAUUACGGUAAGUAUGGAUACAUUUUCUAUUUUCCUGGCCAUAUCCAUGGCAGCACAACAUUGGGUAAUACCCAAGCAAUAAACCAGGGAGGGAAGAAAAAACACAGACUCGAAAUUUUUGAAUGCAAAGUGUAUUAACACCAUUAACCAGUGAAAAAACAAAGAAUCAUGUAUUGGAUACCGACAGAAAAGAUUUAGCAAAUUGAUCUGAUAGACCAGCUCUGACAUCAAUUUGAUAACUUUUAAUAAAGGUAUUGGUGGAAGACCAUGUGGCCACCUUACAAAUGAGCUCAGGAGAGACAUUAGCCGCUGCUGCCCAGGAAGAUGAGAGGGCCCUAGCGGAAUGGGCUUUAAGACCCACAGGAACCGGAUAUCCAGAGGAUUGAUAGGCCCAUAUAAUGGCUGCCACUAUCCAUCUGCUAAUAGUAGUUUUAGGGGCUUGUAAGCCUUUUUUACUACCACUAUGAAGGACCAAGAGGUUUUGAAAAAUGCGCCAAGCUGCCGUCCUUUCAUUAUAUAUCCGAAGGCAUCUCACUAGGUCCAGAGAUGACAUGUCAGUUGAACUCUUGCUUUCUUGGUAUUCAGGCGUCAGAGAUGGUAAAACAAUAUCUUCGUUAAUGUGAAAGACUUUAGGUCUGAAUUCAGGAACAGUACGGAGGAUAACUCUGUCCUUAUGAAAGACCGUAAAAGGUUCCUUACUGGAUAGGGCGUGAAGCUCCGAAACUCUCCUGCCGGAAGCUAGGGCGAUCAGUAAAGCUGUUUUGAUAGACAGAACCUGCAGAGGAACUGAUUUAAGGGGUUCAAAAGGUUCUAAUUUUAAGGCGUUCAGAACCAAAGGGAGAUUCCAGGAGGGAACAAAUGGUUUAAUUGGAGGUUUAAUUUUAAGGACUCCUUUAAUGAAUCUGAUAACGUCUGAAUCUAAUGCCCAUCUAUGAUUGGUUAAGGCGGACAAAGCUGAGACGUGUACUUUUAGAGUAUUAUAACUCAGACCUUUAGAAAGUCCAGACUGCAGGAACUCCAAAAUAUCCGUGGAAGAAGGAUUCUGAAGAUCAAUGUUUCUAGGAAGAGCCCAGGCGGAAAAAAUUUCCCACACUCUAUAAUAGGUGGCUGAAGUAGAAUGCUUACGAGCCUUCAGCAUAGUUUUUAUUACGGCCUGGGAGAAUCCUUUGUUCACAAGCCUGUUCCUUUCAGUCUCCAUGCCAUGAGAUUUAGUGAGACAGGGUUUGGAUGCAACACUGGGCCCUGGAACAGUAGAUCCGGAGUUCUGGGAAGAGGGAGAGGAGGUUCCACUGAAAGGUUCAGAAGUAGGGGAAACCAAGGCCUUCGAGGCCAAUAGGGGGCUAUCAGGAUGAGAGAUACCUUCUCUGUUCUCAUCCUCCUCAGGAUUGGGAAGAUCAGAGGGAAUGGAGGGAAUGCAUACCCUAUUUUGAAUCUCCAGGGGCUGGAUAACGCGUCUCUUCCCAGUGCUAGAUGGUCUUUUUCUUUCGUGAAGUAAAUCUUUACCUUCCUGUUGACACGGGUAGCCAGUAGGUCGAUUUGAGGGAGACCCCACUUGUCCAUAAUCAUGCGGAAUGCUCUGUCCGAUAGGCACCAUUCUCCUGGGUCUAUCCUGGAUCUGCUGAGGAAAUCGGCUAAUUGAUUCCGUUUUCCUGGUAGAUGGAUGGCAGUAAGCCCUGCUAGGUUCCUCUGAACCCAUCCCAUCAGUUGUUUCAUAAUUCCCAUCAUUUUGCCACUCCUGGUGCCUCCUUGGUGAUUGAUAUAGGAUACCACGGUGGUGGUGUCUGUCCUUAUCUUUACCCAUUGGUUUUUGAGAUACACUGAGAAAUGUUUCAGUGCUUUGAGGACAGCAAGAAGUUGUAGUAGAUUGGAAUGCACAUCGUCUGUCAUGAAAUUCUAUUCUUCCUGUGCAAAGUGUUGGAGACAAUGUGCACCCCAUCGGCUGGCAUCUGUUGUCACUGCUAUCCAUGUGAUGUCUCCUAGCGGAAACCCCCUGGAAAGGUGUUCCUUGUUCAGCCACCAGAUCAGAGAUUGGCAUACUUCUCGGGAUAACUUGAUGGGUUGGAGUAGAUUCAUGGAAGCAAAUUGCGUCAGGAAAUUGGCUUGAAAUGGUCUCAUCUUCCAUUGUGCCCAUCUGGUCAGACCUAUUGUGGAUGACAUGGAUCCGAGGAGACUCAUUACCGUCUUUGCAGGAACAACACUGGACUUUAUUAUCUUUCCCAAUUUUAUCCUGAGCUUCAAUAUUCUUGUCAUAGAAAGUUGGACCGUACCUCUCAGAGUGUCGAAGUGAGCACCUAAAUAGAUCAUGGAUUGAGUUGAGUGGAGGUGGCUCUUCUUGGUGUUGAUCUUCCAGCCGUGAGCUUGUAAAAACUGGAUGCAGGUAAUAGCUUGGGAGGUCAAUGAAUCUUUGCUGUCUCCUAUAAUUAGGAUGUCGUCCAAAUAAUGAUAGAUAGCGAUAUUCAUCUUUCUUAGUUCUGCAAUCAGAACUACCAAUACUUUUGUGAACGUCCUUGGAUCAGUGCUUAGUUCAAACGGCAGUGCUCUGAACUGGAAAUGACCCUCUUCUACGGCAAAUCUCAGAAACCUUUGAUGGGAUAGGGCAAUGGGUAUAUGGAAGUAGGCGUCUAACAGGUCUAUAGAUAACAUCCAUUGGUUGUGUGAGAUCACUUUUAUAAUGGACUGCAGGGAUUCCAUCUUGAAUCUGCGAAUGUGUAGAUGUUUGUUUAAUCUGUGCAGAUCCAAAAUAGGUCUCCAUCCUCCUGAGGAUUUCUUUGUUAGGAAGAUGUGAGAGUAGAAUCCCUGAUUUCUGUUGUUUGCCGGUACCGCUGUGAUGACAUUCUCUGCUUGCAAGAAUAGAAUGAAGUUUUGUAGAGCCAUACGCUUCUCCUUGUCCCCUGGCCACUUUGUGAGAUGAAAGGACCUGUUGGGAGGAUGCUUGAAAAAUUCUAGAAGGUAUCCUCUCCGAAUAAUAUCCAGUACCCAGCUGUCGCUUGUGGAUUCUUCCCAUCUGUGUAGAUAUUGGAGAAGACCGGCCCCGACCCCUUUGGACUUGGGAAUUAUAUAGUCAUGAAUUCCUUGGGUUUUUGGAGGAAAAAGUACCUCGUAACUUGCCUCCUCUUCCUCCAGAUUGGGCUCCUCUUCCCGGUUGAAAUCUGGAAUAUUCUCUGCCAGGCUUGUAAGAUCUACUAUCCCGAAAGGAAUGAUAUUCUUUUCGGGCACGAAAGGAUCCUUCUUUAUACAUUCGUUUAAGUUCUUACCAAACAACAUAUUCCCGUGGAAAGGCAAAGAACAUAAACUAUUCUUGGAGGAAGCGUCAGCUGCCCAAGAUCUAAGCCAAAGUGCCCGUCUGGAGGAAAUCGAAAAGGACAUAUUCCUAGCAAGAUUCCUUACUAGAUCUACUGCUGCUUCGGAUGAAAAUUCAAUUGCUAGAUGCAUAUCUCUCAUACUAUCCACAAUGGAGGAACGGCUCCUGCCACUCCUGAUGUCCUCCUCCAGAUCUUGUAACCAUACUUUCAUAGUUCUUGUGACUGAUGUGAGAGCAACGGCAGGGUGGAGACUUGAGCCUGAGGAUACAUAUGACUUGGAAAGGUAGUACUCCAUUUUACGAUCCAUUGGGUCCCUGAAUGAACCAGCAUCGUCCACAGGUAGGGUAGUAUGUUUUGCUAACCUGACAACUGCAGCAUCAACCUUGGGAGCAAAAUCCCAUGCUUCAGCAUCUUUGGGCUCAAAUAGGUAUAAUCUGGAGAAUUUUCCUUUGGCAGAUGAUCUCCUGUCAGAUCUAAACCAUUCUUCCUUAAUAAGAUCCCUGAUAGUGUCAUGCACCGGGAAACUUGCCCUUUUCCUCUUAAGAUUGGAGAAGUAACGAUUUGAUGUAGAGGGCUCCUCCUCUGAUGGUUCCUUUAAUGUAAGGGUUUCUCUAACCCGGGCAAUUAAACGAUCCACUUCCGCUGGUACAAGGAAGUCUGGAUCUGGCAUAGCAUCCUCCUCCGAGGAAAAGGCUAGGUCUCUUAGUGAAGCUGACUCCAUAAACUCAUCUUCUGAGUUUCCUGGAGAAAGAUCUGAGGGCUCAGAAUAUCUAGGUCGCUUAUGGGUCAUUCCAACCUCUCUGAUACCCUGGGCAACUGCAUGCUUUAUAAGUUGCAUAAUAUCCGGUGUUGGCUGAGAAGGUCCUGCAGCUGCUGAGAGACAAUUUGAACAGAGACGUUUCCCCUCUAUGGCUCUGUUGUCACAGGAUAUGCAUAGCGUCCUUUUGGGCGACUUCCCUUUGGACGAUCCUGAAGUCUUUGUACUUUUUGCACUACAAUACACAAGACGUGCUUUAAAUACAUACCCACUCUUUUUUUCUUUUUUUUAUUAUUAUUUAUGAGAUGGCUUACCUAUAUUGCUUUGAUUGUGACCUAUUGUGAGACGAAUCCGAUUCCUUGGAUCUUGAACGAGAAUCCAUCUGGAAAUGGUUGAUUGAACAGAAGAAUUUAAACCAGGAAGAGAAAGGAAAUAAAAAUAAUAUAUAGGAGGAAAAAAAAAAAAAUUACUUACGUUGUCCCAGGAAGGAAGACUGGAAAAGGUGAAGAAGCUGACAGUAUCGCUAAUAUACCAUUGAGUGUGCACUUCCUGUCAGUCCGGCCGGGUCGCGGACCGGAAAGGAGCUCGGCCACGCUACAGCAGGGCCGGGGAGGUGAGGCACUGCGGCAGCCGUCUGAGCGCUCUCUAUAGAGCGCUCAGGCGGCUGCAGCAUUAGAAGGGCCGGCGAUGGGGGUGCAGGGCGCCCCCUCCUAUAUGGCGCCCUAGGCGGCUGCCUAGUUCGCCUUAUAGGAAGCGCCGGCCUUGCAUAUAGUGGUUUAUUGGGCAUAGGCUAAGCUCCCUUUUUUCCUGGGUAGGCCAUAAAACUUGUUUAUCGCAUGCACCAGUCUUAGUUUAUAAUGUGUAAUUGCUUUGUCUUCACAACCCAGUGGUAUUUUCUUUUUGUGUAUUUUUUUUCUUACAAGCCUAUGACCCUUUAUGUUCCAGUGGUUCAUAGCUAUAAUUUGCAAUACAUGCUGGUAUGAUUAUGCAUCUUCUGCUAACACUCUAAGCAUAUUUGUACCCUACUUUACUUCCUUUUGAAGCCUUUAUGAACACUCUUAUUUCUUUGUAAAUAUUAGCUAAUUAAGUCUACAUUAAUAACGGUUAGUCUUUAACAUAUUACCAAGAGACAAAAGCCUAAUGUAACAUGCUUUCUUUCUUAAGACAGUUCGUUAGCUGCGAAGACUAGUAUUAUGAUCCAGUUAUGGUUAGUUUGCAUUUUUUUGCCCAACUAUGCUAUGUUGUCUGAAUUUUGCAGGUUAUUUGUAAAUUCACUGCAACAUGCUGUUUAGUGAAUAGUCUACUAGUGGUGAAUUACUUUUGUCCAGUAAUGAAUUGUUUACUUUUCAUUUUCUUUCUCUGCUCUCACUCUGGUAAGGAAUGCUGUGAAAAGGUUUACACAUAUCAUUACAUAGUGGUGUUGAAUGUAAAUGCUAGCUCUUGAUUGGUAGCAUCUUGAAGUGUGAUCUGCAAUGUCAAUAAAUAGGUCUUCUGAUUGAUUUUACUUUUAUUUGAAAGGCCAAUGGAGCAGAAAACCAUGUCCUUUAUUUUUCUCCCCACUUAUAUAUGUUUUUGAUGUCCGUUUUUUGUGGGUAAAUGUUAUCUUGAACUUUGUACUAUUUUGACUAACAUUUAAUAGCAUCUUGAGUACUUUUACGAACAAUCGCCUUCCUUUUUGCACAGGAUUUAACAUGCCGAGAGGAACUCCUUACGUUACUGAUAUCUUUGCUGCCUUUGGUUUGGAAGAUACCUGUACAAGAAGAAAAAGCAAGAGGUAAGCUGUUAUUUAUGACUUUUGUAUCAGAUGUGACUUUUUAAUUUGUAAUCUUUUUUCAAGCAAGCUUUUCAUAUGAACAGAUAUUGAGAAUAUUAAACACCCUUGAUUGGGUAAUUCGUAAAUAAGAAAAUAUGAGGAUAGCGGUCUAUCCUUGGAGUAACAAUGUUGUUUGAUAGAUUGUAGUGAUCAGUAAACCAUUCCCCCCCCCCCCCAAAUUCAGUUGAAUGAUAGUCACUAAAUGAUCUUGAAACUCAUGUAGCUUAUUGUUGUCUGUAGAAAUAAUGUGUGGUAGUGGGGGUAAGGUAGAAUGUGUGUUUAAUGUGGCAUUUUGAUUUCAAACUCUUCUCAGUUGUUUUUAUGUUAUUGGCUGAAUAUGGUAGAUGUGAGUGUUAUAUCUAUUUAUGUAACCAUGUGUGGAUGUAGAACUGUAGAACUGAGAUCUGAGUAAUCCCAAGGUUAUUUUAAUAAGUUAAAUAAGCACUUUUUAGAUAUGUCAAGAGAAAGCUAGAUUGUACCUUAAAAUAGCCAUUUAUUGUUUCAUCCAUGGAUAGAUGCUGCAGUUUUAUUUAAGAAAGUCGGAGCUCAUAAUUUAUAGAGACACACAUGCAUAGGAAGCACCACUGAAAAAAUAACUGGUAUUGUAGGAAAGUAAAUACUUCUAGUGAUAAAAAAGAUUUUCUCACUAAGUUAUUGUAGGAAAAGAAGGAAGGAUUUCUCCCAGCUGACUGUUCAGCAUUGCCAGGAAUUUAACUUGUGUUUACCUUUAGUUGCUGGGAUAAACGCAAGUAAGAGGUGUUGUAUCUUGAAAAGUAGUUUACACAAAAUUGAAAAUUAGAAAAUUAAUUCUGUAGACAAACAAUAUAUUUUUUUCAGUUUUUGUCGAAAUACAGCUAAAAUCCUAUGCUCUGUUUAAUUUGGUAAAUUUUUAAUUUAGGAGAAUUCUUUAAAUCUCGCAAUAGAGUUCAGUACCAUAGUUGUAUGCAUAAACAAGAGAAUUUUAUGUAUUUUAAUGACUCACGUUGUUAUUGCCCCUGCAUUUUAAAUUAUUGUGCUGAUUUUGCCUAAUGCUUUAUUGGUAAAAAUGUAACUAGUCAAUAUAUGUCAGUUCAAGCAGUAUUCAUACUUACAUUGCAUUAGGUUUCUGGAAAAGGUAAUUGUGACUGAUAACUUACAGGGCAAUAGGAGAUCAAGGAACCUCCUCCUGGUGAAAAGUUUUUUGGAUAUCAAUGCAAAGAUGUAUUUUGCCGCCUCCUCCUCCAUACUCCUCAUACUUAGCCCAGAAUGGCUGCUUGAGAGCUACACAGUUAUAACCCCCCUAACCCUCCAUAUUUUACUUUUAAGAGUGUACUUCAACCAAAAAUAGUGUUUAACUUAACACAUUAAUGGGACACUAUAGUCAGCAGAGCAACUACAGCUUAUUGAAUCUGUUCUGGUGAGUAGAAUAAUUACCUUCAGGGUUUUUGCUGUAAACACAUUUUUUUUCAGAGAAAAUGCAAUGUUUACAUUACAGCCUAGUGAUAGCUUCACUGGCCACUCCUCAGAUGUCUGCUAGAGAUCCUUCCUGGGCCAUGGCUGCCUAAACUGCAUCCAAACAUUCAGUGUCUCCUCCCUCUGCAUGCAGACACUGUACUUUCCUCAUAGAGAUUCAUUGAUUCAAUUCAUCUCUAUGAGGAGAUGCUGAUUGGCCAGGGCUGUGUUUGAAUUGUGCUGGCUCUGCCCCUGAUCUGCCUCCUUAUCAGUCUCAUACAAUCCUAUGGGGAAGCAUUGUGAUUGGAUCAGGCUACCACUUCUGCUGAUGUCAGCAGGCAGUGGGCAGGUCUAAAGGAAACACGGACAAACUAUGCAGCUGCAGACUUGAAUUCAAGUAAGAAUUUAGUUUAUUUUUAGAGGUAUGAGGGGACCAGGGUGGCUAGAUGGUGGUUUUAACCCUAAAGGGUCAGGAAUAUAUGUUUGUGUUCCUGAUCCUAUAGUGCUCCUUUAAUCUAUUUCUGUACACCUGACAUAGAAACAAUGUUUACAUCUGUUGAAUGGUCACAAUGUAUCCGUUGCAAAGACAUUUUACAGAAUAUGUCAUUGACUUAAAGGACCACUAUAGUGCCCUGAGGGUGCCCCCACCUGACACAGGCCCACCUAAGUGCAUGGGCCACCCAAUGGGCCCCCAUAGUUUGCGGGCAGAGAGCAAAAGGAGCAGCUGUCUUGGGCCCCCCAGCUGGGACAGGGCCAGGGGCAGCUGCCCCGUUUGCCCUGCGUUAAAGACGGCCCUGUCUGAAACUGCUAUGUUUAUAAAAAAAAAUGAGUUAAUCCUAGCUGGACCUGGCACCCAGACCACUUCAUUAAGCUGAAGUGGUCUUGGUACCUAGAGUAGUCCUUUAAUAUAGUGGAUUUUCUCACUUCCCCCAAAAUGGCUUUAGGUGUACCCUAGUUUGCCUGGCCUUUUUUGUUUUUUUUUAGUAUGCUCCCAUCUUUCUGAAUGUGUAGAACAGCAGGCACCAUUAUUCACUUCUGGAUUAUUGUUGUUUUUUAGGUUAUGACCCUUAGCAGAAAAUUGGCUACUGACUGCUAAUUUUGAAUUAGCAAAUCUAAAGGUCAGAGGUCUGUGAAGCAUAAACAGACAAAAUGUACACAGCCAGUUAGUCGGGAAAAGAAUGAACAUGAAUGUCUUUUGUAUAUAAAGCUUCACACCUGGCUAAGGAACACUAUAGGGUGAGAAAUGCAAACGUGUAUUACUGACCCUGUAGUGUUAAAAACACAUGUAGGGUCUCUGGCCACCUUGCCCUCCCCCCCCUUAAAUAAUAAGAAAACUCACUUUUUUUUCAGGGCCUAGGCCUCUUGGCUGACAUCUUUAGAAUUUAUGAUCUCUUCUAUACAAAAUUAUUGGAUUGGCUGAGAUUGGCAAUUCUGAUAAUGUCAGCCAAGCAGGCGUGGAAAUGUGGGGCUAAAUGCAGCCUUAGCCAAUCAGCAUCUCGAAUCAGUGCAUCUCUAUGGGGAAAGUUCAACAUCUCCAUGCAGAGCGUGUAGAUGCUGAACUGCCCCCAUGAAUCACCUUAAAGUGGCAGUCAGAGAGGUGGCUAUUAGAAAAAACAGUGUUUACAUUAAAAAGCAUGCAGGGACUGGCUACUCACCAGAACAACUACAUUAGACUGUAGUUCUGGUGACUAUAGUGUCCAUUUAACCCAGGAGUGGGGAACCUCCAGCCCUCCAGAUGUUAUAGACUACAUCUCCCUUGAUGCUUUGCCAGAAUUAUGGCUGUUAGAGCAUUAUGGGAAAUGAAGUGCCAAAGGUUCCCCAUCACUGCUUUAACACUUAUGCUAGCUAACAGCAACCAAAGCUAUCCAUAACAAUUAUUUGUUUAAUAGAUAAGCCACUAGGCUUAGUGCUAAAUAGGUAGACUGUAAUAGCCCAUUGACAGCUGAUCCCAGUCUGUACUGUUACAGCUGGGUAUUAGCGGUCGAUUACUGCAUAGGACAACUGCAAUUGACUUCCACAGCAGACCUAUGGCAGGUAGCAGCCAUUUUAUACUUUUUACAUGUCUUAUGGCAUGUAACAGCUGUUCUUCUAGUGAUGCUUAGAGUAAUCACAAGUAGAAGUGGCGAUCACGAUGUGUACUUUCAUAAUAUAGACUGGCUGAGGUUUAUGGAUACAGUGAUAACUGGGGACAGCGGUCUCCAUGAUCCCUUGUCUUGGGGGGCUUCCACAUCACUAUUUUUAUGGUACCUAAUUUUCGAACAGCACAGGGUAUGUUGACCAUCACAAAUAUGUAUAUGUUCAAAAAAGUAAAUGAAAUGAACAUAUUAUAUGGCUUUAUACAUAGGUGCCAACAGUCUCAAAUUGUGCUGUGACCAUACAAAGAGUACCUCUGCAUCACUCCCGUAUAGUCUGCCUUGAGGGGGCAGGCUGUCGGCAGCCUGGUCAACCUCUUUAGGGAUGGGCAGCAAAAAUUGACACUUAUGCUAUUUGCAACAUGGAGUCAAAUUCCUAUUCCACCUUAGAUAAAAAAAUAAAUUAAAAAAAAAUAAAAACUUUCCAUUUCUUUUUGUUUUGCCACAUCUGUUCUUUUGGUCUUCUUUCAUAAACCUACCAGGAUUUAGGUUUUUGUGUGUGAAUGUUUUUUUUUUUUUGUAUGUUUUUAAAGCAAAUAAAGUCACAAUUUAUUUCUAUUCAGUCAAGGCCAGAGCACACAGUUCACAUUAAGAGGAGAAACAGAAUUUCUUUAUUUCAGUUUCUCCUCCUCUUCCUAUGUUUAACCCAGGAAUUCUCAAUUAAUUUUUCCCAUGGAACCCUUUAACAUAGUGUACCAACAUCAUGGUUGGUACACUUCUGCAAAUUUAGUUUUUUUUUUUUUUGGUUUAUAUACAAUUAUUUCCACAUAUAGUAAACAGAGUGUAGUACCUGUGCUUUUGUGUGUAGAGUUGGUGUUUGUAUGUAAUGUUUGCAUUUGCGUGUAGGGGUGUGAUUGGAUGUAGUGUUGGCUUUUAAAUGCAUGUGUGUAUAGUUGGUGUUUGAGUGAAGGCCGUGUUUGUAUAUAAUUCUGGAGUUUGAAUUCAGGGGUGUUUUUGUAUGUAAUGUUUGUUUGCAGGGUUGGGUUUGCAUGUUGUGUUGGUGUUUGAUUGUGUGUAUGCACACACACUGCCACAUACACAGAUAUACAUACAAAUGAAGACAGAGAUACACACUUCACAUACACACACUGACACAUGAACACACAUGAACACACAUGAACACACAUGAACACACAUGAACACAUCUGAACACAUCUGAACACACCUGAACACACCUGAACACACCUGAACACACCUGAACACACCUGAACACACCUGAACACACCUGAACACACCUGAACACACCUGAACACACCUGAACACACCUGAACACAUUUUGACACAGAUAUACGCACUGGCGCAGAUACAUAGAUAUAUACACACACAUAUACACACACACUCAGAUACACACACAUAUACACACACACUCAGAUACACACAGUGACACACGCACACCUUAACACACAGAUACACACACACACACAUACACACACACACACUGAAAGAUACACACUGACCACUCAGAUACACACACUUGUACAUACACACACUCUGAUACACUGAAAGAUACACACAGUGACCCACAGAUACACACACACUGGCACAUACACACAGAUACAAACAAUCUCAGAUACACACAGUGACACACACCUAUAUACACACACUGACGCUCAGAUACACACACUGGCGCAUACACUCAAAUACACACUAACACAGGUACUCAGUGACUCACACAGUGAAACAUACACACAGUGACACAAAGAUUUCACACAGAUACACACACUGUGAAAUACAUACACAUUUAAUUUUUUAUAUUUGCAGUCACCCUCCUGUUAGCAUAACUGUUGUCUGCAGGAGGAUGACUUGCUGGCUGAGGCUGGUGUGUGUGUGGGGAGCUGCUUGUCGCGAACGCUCCCAAGAGUGUGCAUGACAUAGUUGUGGUAAUGAAACGGUUAAAGUGCCCACCCGAUGGGCAAAUCACUGCAGAACCCCAAUUUUUUUUAUGGUUCUGCGGAACACUAAUUGGGAAACGCUGGCUUAGCAUAUGCUUACUGCCAGGUGCAAAGGACAGAGUUUGUAACAGACCGUGAAUGACCAAAAAAAUGCAGUAUAGAGAGGUGUGGAUUUUUACUUUCAGUUUAAUUUUUCACACUUGACAAACUUAUUUGUUAAAUAUAGGGGAUACGUUUAACCCCUUAAGGACACAUAACAUGUUUGACAUGUUUGAUUCCCUUUUAUUCCAGAAGAUUGGUCCUUAAGGGGUUAAUAUUAAAAAUCCUUGGAAGUGACAGACUCCCCUUUUAGAUGUGCCUCUUUCUAUGCUUUAGAGUUCCAUCUUUUCUUUAACAACUCUGCUUUAAAUUCUUGUAUAGAAUUUGUGUCAGAAUGGUACUUAGCUAUCUAGCAGUUAUCAAGAUGGUGACACUAGCUGCUAUGCUGUUAAAUAUGGUUCCUGUUUUUGGAAAUUAUGAUAAUGCAUGCCGGAUUCAAAGGAAUGCUGGAUGUUUAAAACAAAUUUCCAAAAAUAUGUUUUCUUCUGCGACAUUACAUCUUUGCCUUAAAACUAGGAAAUACAAAUUUAAAUUCCAAUCGGACCACCUUACCAGUAAGUGUCCUUGGGCAUCAGCCUACCUUUUUUAAGCUCAUUUGAGCAGGGCCCUCUUCACCUUCAAAAAUAUCACCUUUCUAUAAUUGCCAAGCUCCAUGGAAUAUGUGGUAUAUGAAUGCUAUUAAUAAUUAUAAUAAUAUAUCUAAUCUAAAACAAUUACUUUAGUAAUAAAGUGUUACUUUAUUAUUAUAACAAUUGUUUUGUUUUUGUUUUUUCUCCAGAUUUCUGUCUCCUUCCACUUUUAACGGACUUGUUUGUGACCAAGGAUACAAAGCCAUCUCAUCAACAAUCUCAGGAAAACUCAGCUGCUGAAGCAACCUCACAAUUAGAGUUCAUGUCUCCUUUAAAAAUUAAUUUGCCACAACACAAAUCAAAUACAUCAUGCAAAACUAAACCUCAAAAUUCAUCGAAGGAUGCAAGAAAAUCCCAAUGGUCUUCAUCAGAUUCUGAAGGAAACUUGGAUGACACGUCACCUACAAUGAUUAAGCAAAGACGCCCACAUGCUCCUCAGACAGCUGCUAUGUAUCAUUUCAGAAAAUCCAUGCAAAAAGGAGAAUUUAAUAUGACUCCAGAUACUAUACAUUCUGAAAAUGUAAGCCCUCCAAUGGAAACUGGGUCUGAGAUUUUAAGUGAUAUUGCUGCCUUACAUAUUGUGCAAAGCAUGGAUAACUCCCCCUUUGAUCUUUGUCAUGUCUUAUUGUCCUUGUUAGAAAAGGUUUGCAAAUUUGACAUUCUGUUAAAUCAAAAUUCUUCAAUAACAGCAUGUGUAAUUCCAACAUUAACAGAGUUUCUUUCAGGAUUUGGCGACUGUUGUUCUUCUAAGAUACUUUCAACAGGCUGGUCUGAUGAAUCUGUAGCACUUGUGCAAAGGAUGUUGUUACGUACUGUGUUACAUCUACUGUCUAUAGACAUUGGCAGUAUGGAUGUUAUGCCUGAUCAUCUGAGGAAGAACCUUGUUGAUUUAUUAAGAACAACUCUAAAAAUUAAAUCUUGCCUAGAGAAAAAUACAGACCCUUUUGCACCAAGACAGAAGAAAACACUACAAGAAGUUAAAGAUGAAUUUAAUUUUUCAAAAUGUCGUCACCAAGCUCUCCUUUUACCAGAGCUUCUAGAAGGCAUUUUGCAAAUGAUUCUGUCGUGCCUUCAGUCUGCAGCCCCAAACCCUUUUUAUUUCAGCCAGUCUAUAGAACUUUUGCAUGAAUUCAUACAACACAAUGGAUUUGAGUUGUUUGAAAGGGCAAUACUUCAAAUGGAAUGGAUAUGUUCAAGAGAUGACAACAUUUCUUAUCAAGCAUCUGACCAUGUGAGUAUUCUCAUUAGCAGCAUUAUAAAAAUAAUCAGCGUGAUCAAAAAAAUUAAAUCAGAACAGCUCCACCAAUCUGUGUGUACAAGAAAGAGACAUAGGAGAUGUGAAUUAUCAACGUUCCUACACCAUCACCGGGAUCUCUCAGGACUUGCUGUAUCACUCUUUAAAAGCCAGGUUUUCAAAAAUCCUUUUGAUGAGAAUGCAAAUGGAGAAGUUCAUUAUCCGGAACGGAGCUGUUGCAUUGCAGUAUGUGCACAUCAGUGUCUUCGGUUACUUCAGCAAGUUUCCUUAACCACUACCUAUGUACAAAUUCUCUCUGGUAUUAACAGUGCUGGAAUUUGCUGUUGUAUGGAUCCCAAAUCCGUCAUAAAACCACUGCUUCAUGCAUUUAAAUUGCCUGCAUUAAAAAAAUUUCAGCUAAACAUAAUGGCUAUCCUCACAAACCUUGUGCUAGAUCAGUUAGGUGGAGCUGGAGUUUCUUUUAAUGUUAAACAAGCUUCGUGUAACAUAUGCAUCAUGGAUGGUGAACAUUUAGAAGAAUUGCAAGAUGCAAUUCAUGGGCAGGAUACAGAUUCUAGUUUAAGCUCAUACAGUCAUUCCUAUAAAUAUCAAGGAAUUUUACCAUGUGCUGGAUCAGAAGACAUGAUAUGGAAAUGGGAUGCACUAAAAGCAUAUCAAGAUAUUGUUUUUGGAAAUGACAUAGAACUUGGUUUGCAAAUUGCUGGCCAUAUAUGCCAUUUAAUCCAGAAAGGCAAUGCAGUUGUCCAGUGGAAAAUGUACACCCUUAUUUUUAAUGGGAUCUUACAACGAGGAGUAGAGAUGGCACAUCAUUCCCAACAUUUAGGUGUAACGACAUCAUGCAACAAAGCUUGCAGCUACCACAUGAAGUGUUUCUCAGAAGAUGUGCUUAAGAUGUAUUUACACGCGUUGCCUAAUCUGCUGAAAAUCAGGUUUGUAAAUUUUGUGUGUGUGUGUUUGUGUGUGUGUAUAUAUAAUAUAUAUUUAAUGCAAUGUUAAACAAAAAUCUGCACACCAGUCAAGCCAUAAGUCUUGCUUUUCCCAUAGAAAUCGCAAAUCUGCAGUGAUGUUAAUACAAAGGAUUCUGGGUGGAAAUAUUAGUUUAACAUAAAAACAAUUUUUUUUCUUCAUUCCAUUUCAAACAUGGAUUCCUUUGAGUCUGUGUUUGCUGUAUACAACAGCUUUGAAACACAAUUUAGGAAAAGAUGCAAAGCCAGUAAACCACUCAUGGACCGCUGCUUCAUUGUUAAUGCAAAUCAUCAGCAUGAGGUUGGUUUACUGGUUUGCUUAUUGAGGCUUGGUAGUGCUUGGGAAGCAAAAUCCAAGUAGGUUAUGGUGGGUGUGAAGGACCGCCUGGCACCCUGACCGGGUACCUCAGUCAAUCGCUUCCUAGUACUGUCUAGUACAAUAAGCACUGCGCUGGAGCACCAUAACCACUGCAAACCCCACAAACCGCCGCAGCUUGGUUGGGGUCUCGCCGUCUCUUACCCACCCUGGGCCUACGACAAGGCUCCAAGUUCCAGUGGGUGAUCCUCUCUCGCUCCAGAGAGCUUAGUGAUUAUACUCAGGGGAGUAUAGUGAUUAUAGCAAUCCCCAGAGUGUAGUUCUCCAAUCCCCCAAACAUAAGCCGAAACGUUAUGAAGGUGCAAGAUGAUCUGAGAGUUUAAUGGUACAAGUUGGAUUUUUAUACAACUUUUCAGGCCAGAGGAACACCCACUGGACCUGAUUGGGCACAGGACACAAAUUGUACAGACCAGGAGAAACAAUGUAACAAUGCCUGACACUCCCACAUACAGCUCACAAUCCCUCACCUCUGCCUGUGAUACAAUUAAGAUAGAUAAUGUAUUAACGUAAUUAUCCCCAAGCAUAAAAGACAUAUUUUACGAAACCCCAAAUAUACCCCAGAACACAACAUCCCCAUAAAUCUUACAUCCCAUGAUAGCCCUGAUCUGGAACAACAUAUCCAAAAUUUACCCAGAUCAGAGCAGGGGUUCAGGAAAUUCCUAUAAGUCGUAUUUUUGACCCACCAUGCACAUGGUCCCAUGCCCAAAACAGUCCCAGAGAAUUAGGGCUAACGGUCGGUCUCUCUGUCUGGAGUACAAAAGUACAUACUUAACAUGAACAGAGCCUUAUAAAGUGCAUUGGGCAAGGUAUAUUGCAGGGCCCAUAGUCCUGAGGCGAUAGGCUGGCCAGCAGGCCCCUCCAAGAACCCUUGACGAGAUUAAGUUUGUCACAGGGCCAUAAUCACAGGGUAGGAGCCUGGCAAACAGGCCCCUCCAAAAGCUAGUGAUGAGGUUACUUUCAUCACAGUGGGGAACGAAUUAUGAUUGAAAACCCCUUCCACCUGAAGUCUGUGGAUAGUUAAUACAAUGUUAAACAAAAAUCUAUCCACAGACCUCAUGUGGAAGGGGAUUUCAAUCACAAUUUCCCCCCACCAUAUUUGGAGAUAUAUAUUUAUUUUUUUCUUUUUAAUACACAAGGAAAGUGUCAUGAAUGAGUGCAAAAUGACAAACUAUAUGGUGACCAGUUGUAAAUAUGUCUUCAAACUAUCUAUUUGCAGUUUGAUGCACUACAUUAGUAAUCAAUCGUGGCACAGGUGUAUUUAAAAAAUAAAAAUAAUCAUGAAAUAGUAUUGAGUUACUUUGUAAUUAUUUAAAGCAUCACUAUAGGGUCAGGAACACAAACAUGUAUUCCUGACCCUAUAGUGUUAAAACCACCAUCUAGCCCCCCUGGGCCCCUCAUGCCUCCAUAAAUAUAGCAAAAUCUUACUGUAUUCAAGCCAUAAGCUGUAACUUUUUUUAGGCAGUCUGCUGACAUCAGCAGAAGUGGUGGCCUGGUCCAAUCACAAUGCUUCCCCAUAGGAUUGGCUGAGACUGACAAAGGGGCAGAGCCAGCAUGAUUCAAACACAGCCCUGGCCAAUCAGCAUCUCCUUAUAGAGAUGAAUUGAAUCAAUUAAUCUUUAUGAGGAAAGUUCAGAGGGUGGAGACACUGAAUGUUUGGAUGCAUUUUAGGCAGCCAUGACCUAGAAAGGAUCCUAGGAACAGCUAUCUGAGGAGUGGCCAGUGAAGUUAUCACUAGGCUGUAAUGUAAACAUUGCAUUUUCUCUGAAAAGACCGUGUUUACAGCAAAAAGCCUGAAGGUAAUGAUUCUAGUCACCAGAACAAAUGCAAUAAACUGUAGUUAUUCUGGUGACUAUAGUGUCCCUUUAAUUAGUCAUAAAUCUCCAGGGCUUCAAUUAAAUCAGAGCUGAUUAUCUUUAUCAGGAGUUUAUUUGCUUUAUUGGUCUGGAUCGAUUACACAGAUGGCACUAAAAACUUACCAGAAGCCUAUAGUUAUCAGUUUGAAAAUCGAAGCCAAUACAAUUUUUAGUUAUUUUAUUUAUUACUAUUUGCCCACUGGCAGCACUAGCAUAAAAAAAAAAAAAAAAAAACUCGACAUUUUAAAAAGAAAAAAACUAUUGCUCCCUCUUCUGUGCCCAAUUGCAUGGAGGCUUAUUAAAGGGACAGUCCAGACCCCUAAUGGACUUGAGCUUUUUUCAUUUUGGAAAUAGUGCAGAGUUCAGUACAAAUUUACACUUUUAUAAAUUAUACUGGUUACAGCCCCCUGGCAAGUAACAGAAAACAGGUCUUGUUACUUCCUGUUAUUUUAGUGAGCAAUGAGCUAAAGAGGCAGCAAUUUAGGCAGCAAUUUAGAGCACUUGCCUUGCAAAGACUUAUCUUUGAGCUGCAUUGGGAGUCCUGUGAGUGCAGUCUCCGUGCUGGAGUAAGUCCUGGGUGCUCGAGCAAGUCUUAUAAAUGAAAUCUGCGUGCUGGAGUAAGACAGUAUGUGCCCCCAGUAUAUACACAUGGUUAUGUCUCACACACUGCCCUGAUAUAUACCCCCAGUAUAUACACAUGGUUAUGUCUCACACACUGCCCUGAUAUAUACCCUUGCACAGGGCAAUUCAUAUAACGUUGUGUACAUACUAAGGGCAUAUUGCCCCCUGCAGGGGCAUAUAUCAUUCUUAUCUAUAAAUACUACACUCUUCAAAUGUGCUUUAACCCUUUAAGGAUCGAGGACGUACUAGGUACGCCUGACAAAAAAAUGGUCCCCAGCCGACGAUCGAUGUUGUUCACGGUUUCUACAAUCAGGGAAGAGAUUUCUAACCUCUCUCCCUCCCCUUCCAAUACAUUUCCAAUACAUCACCCAACCCCACCCCCUCCGCUGUUCUAUGCUCAUUCGCACCUUCUGCAAUGGAAGAGGUUUCUGCUCUGGUCCGGUCCUCCCACCUGUUCCCUCGAUCCUAUUCCUUCAUAUCACAUCCACAAUCUGUCUCCCUCUCUUGCUCAUCCUCUCACUAAAAUCAAUCUCUCCCUUUCCUCUCACCCUUCAAGCAUGCAACCAUAAUGCAGAUUCUGAAAAAGCCCAACUCACCAUCCAACUACCUCCAAGAUCCUUGAGAAAGUUUGUAUGCGAGAUUUACAGACUUCCUCGAAUCCAACUCUUUGCUUAACCCGCUUCAGUCUGGAUUCCCCGCUCGUCACUCUGUUGAAACAGCUGUGACCAAAGUAUCCAACGAUUUAAUCGCUACUAAAUCUUGCACACAUUACUCUAUUCUAAUUCUCCUUGAUGUUUCUGCUGCCUUUGACACGAUUGAUCAUUAACAGCUUCUUCUCAUUCUACCUAAUCUCGGCUUAUGGGAUACAGCUCUUUCCUGUUGCUCCUCCUACCCCUCCCAGCGCUUUUGCAGUGUAUUUUGGCUCUGCCUCUUCUCUCCAAUCUCUCUCUGUUGGCAUUCCCCAUGGUUCUGUCCUUGGUCCCCUACUGUUCUCUAGCUAUACUACAUCCCCCCUCUCAUAAUAUUGUAAAGCGCUACAGACUCUGUUGGCACUAUAUAAAUGGCAAUAAUAAUAAUAAUACUGCCUACCUUGGUAAACUCAUCAGCUCCUUUGGCUUCCAUUAUCAUUUAUAUGCAGGUGACACACAAAUCUACCUGUCCUCUCCUGAUCUCUCUGCCCAUCUUGACUCGUCUCUUACUGCCUGUAAUGGGAAGUCCCCUUCCCAGUUAACCUUCACUGGUUAACACCUGUUACUUCAGCCAAUCAGGAACCCUUGCAUUGUUAGGGGAGACACUCUAUGCACUCCCAGGCAGAGACGACACUCACCCCUGGAAGCUCAUCUUCUGCAAGCUGGAACAGAAGGGUUAAAUCUUCUGAAUCCCCUGCAAGCUGGAACAGCAGGCACAGGGGUUAACUCUUCCCUCCCUCCAGGAAAAGGACUACACACAAUUCUGGAGGUUUAAGCACUGGACUCUGGCAGACUGAUGCUCUUUAUUUUGCACACACAGACUUUAUGCCCAGACCCCUAUAGGGGGUCUCCACUCAGUACAACACAAUCCCAGGCAGGAGGGGGCCGGGUUACAGAUGGCCAUCUCCCGCUCUGGAAGAUACCAACAGCACAUACAGGUACACACAUUAAAACACAUAAACUCCUCAAAAGUACAUUUUCAAUUUCAAAAUGAGUUAAUUGGAUUGCAUGGAAUGUCCAAACUUCCAACCCCAAUCCCUCUUUGAAGCUUGGACUCCAGCAGAGCUAUUCUGUAGGGUGUGUGAAGUCACUCCAACGUGUCCAGGAAGUCUUUUGAUAUGUUAAUGAUCAAGCCCUCUAGAAAUAGGAAUCCCUUGAUUCAAUACCGUAUAAAAAAAAAACACUUGCCUAACCAAACCAUACCCCAGACACGAGAGUUGCAGAUCAUAAACUAUUAAAUAUACAUCCCAAAAAUAGAGGAACCCCCAAAAUAAACCUGGUAAAUCGCACGAAAUUCAUACCCAACACAUGGGGAAACACAGAAUGUAAGCGGAAAACACACACUCAACAAGGAAAAAUCGUGAGAAUACAGAUUGGGGACACAACAUACAAAACCAAAACACCUGAAUAAUCAGUGGGCAUGGUACUUAGUAGCGUUGUCCCGCUACACUACCUCUCUGUGAUUUCCAACUGGAUGGCUGCUCACUUCCUUAAACUCGACCUGUCCAAAACAGAACCUCUGGUCUUUCCUCCCUUAAGUGUUGCUACUCUCAUGUCUGUCUCCCUCCAAGUCAGGCUCGCUGCCUAGGUGGUCUCUUUGACUCCGACCUCUCCUUCACUCAUGACCAGUCGAUCGCCAGAUCCUGCCGCUUCCAUCUCAAAAACAUAGCAUCCGCCCUUAUUUAACACCAGACGCAGCUAAGGUACUGGUCUAUGCCAUUGUUCUUUCUCGCCUUGACUACUGCAAUCCCCUUCUCAGUGUCUUACGUGUUCCCAGAUUGCACCACUGCAAUCUAUAAUGAAUGCGGUGGCGAGGCUCAUUUUCCUGUCCACCAACACCUACCAUGCCUGCCCCCUCGGUCAGUCCCUACAUUGGCUUCCAGUUAGAUAUAGGGCUCAAUUUAAGAUUUUGGUACUGCUUAUGAGUUUCUACAUAAUGCUGCUCCAACCUGCCUAUCCUCCUUAAUACACAAAUAUGUCCCGUCGAGGCCCCUGCGCUCUGUUGAAGACCUAUGCCUAUCCUCUGUCCAUACUCCCACAUCUGAUGCUUACCUCCAAUGCUUCUCCAGGCCUGCACCUUUUCUGUGGAACUCCCUUCCCUUCUCCAUUAGACUUUCACCCAGUCUCCACUCCUUCAAAAAAAUCUUUGAAAAAAAACUUCUUCAGGAAAGCAUAUCACUUAAACUGUUAGUGGGUUUUCAUCCUUUCAUCAUUAGUGUUUCAAAACAGUAAAAGAUAUCACAGUGAUGAUAUUGUCAGUGAAAGUGACAUUUCCUUGCAUUUUUCACACACAUACUGCACCUUUACUGAUAUCAUUGUUGUUAAGACAUCCCUGGUGCCUAUGAGUGAAACCGCCGUUUAGUUAAGCUUCCCCCUUCACAAUCUUACUACCUCUGUUCGCAUAUACUGCUGUGUACGAACCACCAUCAGGGGAAGCGGCAAUCUCCCGACCGGGAUCCGUAAGAGGGCUCCAAACUCCCAAACAUAAAUCCAUGAUUCGUCGCUAGACGCCGAACAAGUAUAUCCACCAAGCGGCUUUCGGCUUCAGCAAUCAGUCUCUAGUUGUCGGUAAUAAAUCCCCCCAAUAACGAGACCAAGCUCCGUAUUGAGGGAAAACAAGAUCUGGCUUUACUGUGGGCUACCCGCCCGUAUUUAUGCAGGUCUCCCACUUGGUGGACACUCCCCUAGGGGACCAAAUGGGAGACUGUGAUGACAGACAUUUGGCUAUUUCAGACAUACAGGCACAAACUUUUCCCACAAUGCAGCAUGGUUUCCUCCCCUCUGCCCUGGAGAUAAUUGAGAAGUAAUUCAAUAAUCUCCAGGACAAAGACAAAUCGCCAUUUUAAGUAAAACACCAGAAAACACACAAAAUAAAUAAUUACACAACUACCGAACAUUUUACAUUCGUAUAACGUAUCCCCAGAUAGCCUGGAUCUGAGGGCAUAUUAUUAGCGAAUAGCGCUCAGAUCCCAUACACAUAGUUCAAUCGCCAUGGAGUCAAAGUUCUUACAGUCUUUCGGUAUGCGAUUGACUCCAUGGGAAGGCUAUCUGGGUUAAGUCUCUUAAGUCGACGGAGAAGGGUGACCUGUUGUUUCAGCGGUGUUCGGCAGAAAAAGUGUGCGUUUUUAGUUCCAUGGAAUAAAUGCCAAACAUAGAAACAUAGAAUGUGACGGCAGAUAAGAACCAUUCGGCCCAUCUAGUCUGCCCAAUUUUCUAAAUACUUUCAUUAGUCCCUAGUCUUAUCUUAUAGUUAGGAUAGCCUUAUGCCUAUCCCACGCAUGCUUAAACUCCUUUACUGUGUUAACCUCUACCACUUCAGCUGGAAGGCUAUUCCAUGCAUCCACUACCCUCUCAGUAAAGUAAUACUUCCUGAUAUUAUUUUUAAACCUUUGUCCCUCUAAUUUAAGACUAUUUUCUCUUGUUGUGUAUUCUGUACUCUGCCCUUGGGUUUUUACGUCCAAGAUGCAUUAUCUUGCACUUAUCCACAUUAAAUGUCAGUUGCCACAAUUCUGACCAUUUUUCUAGUUUACCUAAAUCAUUUGUCAUUUGGCUUAUCCCUCCUGGAACAUCAACCCUGUUACAUAUCUUAGUAUCAUCAGCAAAAGACAUACCUUACCAUCAAGACCUUCUGCAAUAUCACUAAUAAAAAUAUUAAAGAUAAUGGGUCCAAGUACAGAUCCCUGAGGUACCCCACUGGUGACAAGUCCAAGCUUCGAAUAUAUUCCAUUAACUACAACCCUCUGUUGCCUGUCACUCAGCCACUGCCUAACCCAUUCAACAAUAUUUGAAUCCAAACUUAAAGAUUGCAGUUUAUCCCUCAAGCCUUCUAUGUGCAACAGUGUCAAAAGCCUUACUGAAAUCUAGGUAAGCAAUGUCUACUGCACCACCCUGAUCUAUAAUUUUAGUUACCCAAUCCAAAAAAUCAGUAAGAUUAGUUUGGCAUGAUCUCCCUGAAGUAAACCUAUGUUGUCUCUGAUCUUGAAAUUCAUGUGUUUUUAGAUGUUAAUCAAUCCUAUCUUUUAACAUGGUUUCCAUCACUUUCCCCACUACUGAAGUAAGGCUUACUGGCCUUUAGUUGCCCGACUCCUCCCUAUUACCUUUCUUGUAAAUGGGCACAACAUUCGCUAACUUCCAAUCUUCUGGGACUACUCCUGUUAACAAUGAUUGGUUAAAUAAAUCUGUUAAUGGUUUUGCUAGUACACCACUAAGCUCUUUUAAUAGCUUUGGGUGUAUUCCAUCAGGUCCCAUUGACUUAUUUGUCUUUACUUUUGACAGUUGAAAUAGAACCUCUUCCUCUGUAAACUCGCGUGUAAUAAAUGACUAAUUUAUCCUUUUUCUCAACUGAGGUCCCUUUCCUUCAUUUUCUUCUGUAAAUACAGAACAAAAAUAUUCAUUGAGGCAGUCAGCUAGACCUUUAUCCUCUUCUACAUACCUUCCUUCUUUUGUUUUUAAUCUAACUAAUCCUUGUUUUACUUUUCUUUUCUCAUUUAUGUAUCUAAAAAAUGUUUUAUCCCCCUUUUUUACUGACUGUGCUAUUUUCUCUUCUGUGUGUGAUUUGGAAGCUCUUAUAACUUGCUUAGCCUCUUUCUGCCUAAUCUUAUAGAUCAUUUUGUCUUCCUCACUCUGGUUUUUUUUAUAAUUCCUAAAUGCUAACUUUUUGUUUUUAACUAUUUUGGCCACAUCUGCGGAGUACCACAGUGGUUUCUUGAAUUUUUUGCUUUUACUGACAAGCCUAAUGCAAUUUUCUGUUGCCUUCAAUAGUGCAACUUUUAAAUAAUCCCAUUUUUCUUGGACUCCAUUUAAAUUGCUCCAGUCUGAUAAUGACUCCUCUACCCAUAUUCUAAUUUUAGAAAAGUCUGUUUUUCUAAAGUCUAAAACUUUUGUUUUUGUGUGGUGUGACUCAGUCGCUGUUCUUAUAUUAAACCACACUGACUGAUGAUCACUGGAUCCUAAACUUUCACCUACAGUAACAUCUGAUACCAAAUCUCCAUUUGUUAACACUAAAUCUAGUAUGGCCUCUUUGCGAGUUGGCUCCUCAACAACUUGUUUUAGAGACAAUCCCAGUAGGGAGUUUAGAAUAUAUGUGCUCCUGGCACAAGUAGCUAAUUUUGUUUUCCAAUUUACAUCAGGAAGAUUAAAGUCACCCAUGAUGAUAACUUCCCCCUUCAUUGUCAUUUUAGCUAUUUCGUCAACUCAUAGAUUAUCUAACUCUUCAAUUUGUCCUGGUUGCCUAUAAAUCACACCUAUACGAGUUACUGUGUGAUUACCAAAUUCUAACGUAGCCCAAAUGGACUCUAUGUUUGCCUCACUAACUUUUAUUAUUCUAGAUUUUAUGCUAUCCUUCACAUACAAGGCCACCCCUCCCCCUUUCUUGCCUUCCCUAUCUUUCCUAUAUAAAGAGUACCCUGGUAUUGCUAUGUCCCAGUCAUUUUUCUCAUUGUACCAUGUCUCAGUAACAGCGACUAAAUCUACACUAUCAGUUGCCAUUAUUGCUGCCACAAGUUCAUGGAUCUUAUUCCCUAAACUGCGAGCAUUUGUAGACAUGACUCUAAGCUUAUCAUUUUUUAACACACUUGCUACAGGCACCUUCUGUCCUUGUUUUGGGGGACAAUUGGAUUGAUGUUUUAUCACCCUUUUGCCCCCCCCUCCUAGUUUAAAUACAUCCUAGCAAAACCUCUGAACUGCUCACUGAGAACAUUUGUUCCCUUUUGAGAAAGAUGCAAACCAUCUUUUUUGUACAGCUUAUCUCCAUUUCAAACAGAGCUACCAUGAGAAAUAAAGCCAAAUCCUUGCUCCCGACACCAUUCACCAAGCCACAAAUUAAAGUCCCUAAUACGCAUCCGCCUGUCGUUCUGAGUGUUAUGCACAGGCAGAACUUCAGAGAAUGACAGUGUGGAAGCAACCUGCCGUAUAUCAUUGGCAAAAACACUAAAAACUUCCUUAACCUCUGAAACCUCAUUGCAAGCCAAGUCAUUUGUCCCUAGAUGGACAAGUACAUCCAAUUCCCCUUCCUGCUUUGCUUGCUUAACAAUAUUAUAGAUACGUCUCCUGUCUCUGUGAGCAGUAGCUCCGGGAAGACACCUCACAAGACCACCAUUGUCCAUCUCCACACCUCUUAUAAUGGAAUCCCCCAACAACUGCUUUCUAUUAGGCCUCACCAUAGUCUCCAAGCCGGUCUCCACAACACCACUAGUCUCAGUGCCUCUCUCCACAACACCACUAGUCUCAGUGCCUCUCUCCACAACACCACUAGCCUCAGUGCCUCUCUCCACAACACCACUAGCCUCAGUGCCUCUCUCCACAACACCACUAGCCUCAGUGCCUCUCUCCACAACACCACUAGCCUCAGUGCCUCUCUCCACAACACCACUAGCCUCAGUGCCUCUCUCCACAACACCAUUACACUCUGAAAGUGCAGAAAAUGAAUUCUGAAGAGCAACAGACUGUGCAAAAUGCCUUUUAUCCACAACUCUAAGUCUACCAGAUCCUACAGUAAUCCAUCUGCCAUUCCUAGUAUGUCUCUGCGGCAGUGGCUUUGCAGCAGUUCCAGUCUGAGUUUGUUCACCAGAUAAUUUACAAAUCUCAGACUUCAAAAAUACAAUCUCCUGCCGCAAGAUAGAGAACUGUCUACAGAUUAGACAACAACCAAACCUCCAAAAAGUGGAACGUGAAACAAAUGCAUAGCAAUUGUUACACUGAACUAAGUCUGCCAUUCCAAUUAGGAGAAUAAUUUAAAUCUAACAAAUCUUAACUUUGUAUUUAUCCUCCGGAAUUCCUCAGAUUACCUCCAGUUUAUCUCCAGAAUAUCCCCAACUACACACUUAUAAACAGCACUUAGAAGUAGCACCAAGCUAGAUUAGACAAGCUAAUGACAACAAGCCUUAUAUAACUCCUAAAAUCACCACCCACUAGGAAUGUUUAACACCUGGGUAGGCCUCUGCUUAUUUGCAAACAAUAGCUAAUUAAGUAGCAAUCGAUAGCAAGUAACUUGCUUAAUCAAAUCAAAUGCCUUAUAAUUACCAACAGGAAUUCAAACCUUGUGCAAUCAGUAACCUUUUCCUACAGAUGAAUCUUACCUGUAACAAUAGAAAAGAAAGCUCUUAGCACAACUCUUAGACAGUUGAAGCUUCUGUAAAACUCUCCAGAAUAUCUCCAACUACACACUUAUAAACAGCACUUAGAAGUAGCAGCAAACUGGUCUUUCAUGUGAUUUAAAAUGGCCGCUGCCUCGUGGUCGACAUGCGAACGACGACCACCCUGUAUUCGGUUAUAAUUAAGAAGUGUCUGCGGUUAACCACAACGUUCUAAUUGGGAUCAAGAGGUUAACCAGCAGCACACUUCUAUUCUGGGUGGCCGUCCGUUCGGUAGAUUUGUUAGGUAAAAAGUCAAUCAUACGCAUGGGCUAUAGAAACAAGCAAUUUCCACGAAAGGAAGGCAAACUAGACGAAUCCACAAAUAAUAGUCAUACAGAUGGGUCUGUCACAAUUGUUAUAGGUUUUGCAGUUUUGAAACACUAAUAUUUAUGUUCAGCAAAGUCUCCCGAGGUAUAACAGUACCCCCCAUGUACAGGUUUUAUAGUGUUUUUGAAAGUUACAGGGUCAAAUAUAAGGCUUGAUUUUCCGUUUUUUCACAUUGAAAUUUGCCAGAUUGGUUAUGUUGCCUUUGAGAGCGUGUGGUAGCCCAGAAAUGAGCAUUGCCCCCAUGAUGGCAUACCAUUUGCAAAAGAAGACAACCCAAGCAAUUGCAAAUGGGGUAUGUUCAGUCUUUACAAACACUGGCCGAAGUUAUUUUAACAUUUUAACACACAAACAAAUAUAAAUGCUAACUUUGGCUAGUGUUUGUGACUAAGUGGCUACUAAAAAAGACUAGACAUACCCAUAUGGAAUACCCUGGGUUGUCUACCUUAAAAAAAAAAAAAAUGAUGUAAGUGUGAGGUGUGAUUCAGAGAUUUAUAACAGAUAAUAGUGUUACAAUGUCACUAUUGAUACAUUUUAAAAAUAUAUAUUUUGAAACCUCAAUGUCCUACUUGUAUUUAUAGGCUUAUAGCUUGCAAAAAAAAGCUAAGAACAUGUUAACAUUGGGUAUUUCUAAACUCAAGACAAAAUUUAGAACCUAUUUAGCAAGGGUGUUUUUUUGCGGUUGUAGAUGCGCAACAGAUUUUGGGGGUCAAAGUUAGAAAGUGUUAUUUUUUUUUACAAACAAUGUCAUAUUUUAUUUUUUUUUUAUAGUAAAUUAUGAUAUGAUGAAAAUAAUGGUAUCUUUAGAAAUAAAAUUUAUUGGCGAGAAAAACUGUAUAUAAUAUGUGUGGGUACAGUAAAUGAAUAAGCGGAAAAUUACAGCUAAACACAAACAUCGCAGAAAUGUAAAAACAGCCCUGGUCCUUAACGGUAAGAAAAUUGAAAACCGGUCUGGUCACUUAGGGGGUUAAAAUGCAUGGUUUUCCCUUUUGUGAACAAACAUAUAACACUAUGAUAUGGGGCUGAUAUAAUGACACAAUGUUAUUGGUCUGGUAUAGAAUUAUUCCCAGGGCUGGUUUUUAUCCCCAGUCUGGCACUGAUAUGGUGUGAUAUCCCACUGUUAUGCUUGUAAAAAGAUGCAAUUUGCCUAUGUUGUGUUUGCAGUAAGGUGUAAUGGCCUGUGUUAUGCCUGUGGCAAGAUGUGAUGUGCCUAUGCUUGCUUGUCAUUAGAUGUAAUGUGCCUAUACUAUGCUUGCAAUAUGGUGACUAGCAUUCCUCUGGCACAUCACCAUCAUCACACAAGUAUAAAUAUGUGUGUGUAAAUAUAUAUUCAUGAUACAAGGCUCUUGACACAUAUUAUUGGAAAAGCAUUGUAUAUGGAGCUUUGCUAUUUCAUGCGCACUAGCAGAUCGGAGGGUUUGUAGGAGUUCUCCUUGCAGUGGUUUCAUAUGUUUCUUUAGUUUUCCUUUACAUGGUGGAGCACAUUCUUUAAAAUUUUAACUUUUUUCAUGAUUUGGAGGCGGGCCCUGGUGUAUAACUCUUCGCCAAGGGCGCUAGAGACCCUAUGUACGCCUCUGAUAGUAAGUGUACAUAAACAUCAGCACAUAUAUAUAUAUAUAUAUAUAUAUAUAUAUAUAUGUGUGUGUGUUUUUUGUUUUUUUUUAAUAAAAGUUGUAAGUUGUUAGUCGCUGUCUAAUGAGUGAGAUAGAUUGUAUGCACUAAUAGUAAAUGGAUCGCGAAUGACUAACAGGAAGUGAGUCAUAUCCUAAUCCUAAUAUGGUUAACUAGCUGAAAUGUCUGACUUCACUUGUGAUAGUGCAAGUUUGGAAAAUAAAACUAAAAAUAACAAGCUUUAUCAUGUAAUUAGUACCAAAUAGAUAGGUACCACUGGGUUAAUAUACUAUGUCAUAGCAUGAAGGCAUAAAAGUUAAAGCAUAAUAUCUGAGCAAUAAAGCUGCAUCUAGUGUACUACAUUCAGUGUGGGAUUUUAUAGUAUGUAAACAAGUGUGCUAACUAGGAGCUACUAGACAAGUAAUUUCAGAGUAAGUCUAAUGGUGGGUACCUGAGUGAAACAAUAUACAUCCUCACUUUUUAGGUUAAUGGAAACCAUCGAUAUUAAAACUGCUAAUACAAAAUAAACUAUAUUGCCACUGGGUGCCUACAGUGAAAAGACAUGAAUAAAUCCCUGCAAUACUAGUGGAGCAUGUACUAAGAAUGCAUAUUAAGUCAGGGAUCCCUGGCCUUUUGGUAGAGAGGGUAUUAACCCAUGGCCACCACACUGAGUUCCCGGCAGAGUAUUAUUGCUCAAGACCCAGAGGCCGGCACCCUGCCAGCCCUAGGCUCUUGCACAGUUAAGCGCACUUUGCCCACCGGUCCGAUUGCGUCCUGCUUCCCGAACUUGGGCUCAGUAUCUGCCACCAAACUGCUGCUUGCCAUAAUGAAUUUCUGCCUUCCGAGAAUGUGAGUCGUGCUUAGUGGGUUGACCCUCAUUGGACUCAGGCCAAGGUGAGUGACGGUUGCCCACAGAAGCGAGCCUCUGGGCUUGAGAUGCCAACCACUUCCUCUUCCUCCACCUCAAUCCUGCUGGAUUGAGCUGCCUGAUAAGGUGUUUGCCGCUUUGUACUUCUCUGCCUUCUCGCUUUUAGCGCCAGGGCAGGGUGAGUACGAGCAGGCUCCGGAUCGUGCCAGAGUUCAGUUGUAAAAAGCCUUUCUUCCUGGUACAACUCAUCUUUUUUUGAGUGAGUGUGGCCAGGAAUCUUAUCCAUAGCCGUUCAAAGGCAUGCUCAAUGCGCUCCUCGUGGAGGGCCCUGGACACUGUGGUGGCCAUAUUGGAAUGGAGUUCAGCCCCACAAGAGUAUCUGCUUAUAUUCAUUGUUUGCAGUUGUGUUGUAUUUGCGUCGGGUCUGCACCGCAGUGGGGAUGGGAAAACCCCCACCUGUCCAAAGAGGUGGGAAACAGGGCCCAAAACAAGAUAUAAGUGCGUUAGGUGAAGGAGCGGCCACCCCCUCCACCCUGCCUAACAUUGUAGGCCUCAGAUGCAAAUUGAGCUGGGUGCUUGUAGGCUUUCCUCUGAGAUUCAGACUGUCGGUAUGGUUCAGGUAGGUAGUGUAGGCAAGCUUGCCUUCUAAAAUGAUGUUAAAUACCCCUCCAGUAUGUUUAGUUUCAGUUUUCCAGCAAGGAAACAUACGUUUGCCUCAGUUGGCUGUCAGGCACUGCCCCCCAUAAUUAUUUUUUUUUAAAAAAUUUAAAUGACCAAAUCCAUUCAGUGAAAGGGUUAAAAAAAAAAAAUCCUUUCCUUAUUCAAGCAUAGAGGUCUCUCAGGCCGGCUCUGUCUCCUCCCCCUUCGUCACCCUGGGGUUGGAAUCUAAUGCGCAUGCCUAAGACCUUCCCCAUAGGAAAGCAUAGAAUUGGAUCUUUCCUAAGGGGAUUUGAAGAUGUUGGAGAUUCUGGAGUAAAACUUGAAGACAGUCACUAAAGGCAGUCUUAACACUGCAAUGUAAACAUUGCAGGUUCUCUAAAACUACAAUGUUUUACAUUGCAGUGAAAAUGUAUUGACAAAACAAGUUUGUCUAAAAACCAAAGGGACAGCUUCCACAGUCUCCUUGCAUCAUAAAAACUACAAUAAGCUGUACUUGUAGUGAUGCUUAAAGGGGCACUCCAGGCACCAAAACCGUUUCAUCUAAAUUAAGUUAUGGCGCCAGCAAAACCCCUGGUUCACACCUACCUCAAGAGGUAACCCCAAAUUUGCCUCCAGUGCUAAACUCCGCUUCCCCAGGCGGCAUUCUGCUUCUGAAAUUUCCUUUUUUAGGAAGACCAGAGUGCUGCUGGUCAGGGGCGCCGCUGGUUGGCUGAGAGCGAUCAGCUGAUGCUCUCAGCCAAAGAGUGACUCCCCAUUCACAAACCUGGCUUGGAAAGAAACUUCAGAUUAGUGCAUGGUGAGUCACUGAUUGGAUGAAAGUGUCACCUUGUCGCUCUCAACCUGUCAGAGGCAUUCCGCACUUCUUGAAAUGAGUAUGUUUAACAUAAAAUGUAGUGUUUUUUUAACUGUGUGGUGUCUGUGUUUGAAUUGAUAUCAAAUUGCAAUAUAUAUGCUGAACAUUUUCUCUCUCAACAGUGUGGUAAAAGAAGCUUUCCUUAAUUUGAAUGGAUUAAAUCAAAUGAUUGAACUUCAUUAUUUAGACUCCGUGAGGUGCCUGUGUUUGAAAGUGUUUGAAACACUUAUAAUCUACACUGAUGAACAACAGAUUGACUACCUAAUGCCAGAAAUUGGAAAUGAAAAUGAUAAAACCGAACCAACACAGGAAUCAUAUCUUCUCCUUCAGAACCAGCAAUCAUGUUCAGAUGUUUACCAGAGUUUGAGUAAAUUCUAUGCAGGUUUAAAAGAUGCUUCUCCAAAGAGGAAAAAGGAAGUACACCAGAAUAUAAACACAAUAAACAUAUUUCUCUGCUUGGCCUUUUUGUGUGUAAGCAAAGAGGCAGAAACUGAACAUGAAUACGCAAAUGAAUCUGAAGACACCUCUGGUUAUGAUAGCACAGCAAGUGAACAUUUAAGCAACAUUUUACCAAAGUUGCCAAUGGAAAGCCUUGUUUUGCCUUCUGCAGAGCAUAUAUACAGAGCAGCGGACAUCUGGUCUAUGUGCUACUGCUUAUACUUAUCGAGUUCAGUGUUUCAGAAGCAAUUUCAUAAACUUGGCAGCUCUGAUUUAUGUCAUCGACUUGUAAUAAUGAUAAUCCAAAAACUUUCCAGUUUCAGAGACGACAGAAAACAAAACCUGCAUACUCCAAGUCUUGAUACCUUAAUUAAUACUGCAAAAGAAAGAUCUUGCCUGGGGUUACAAGCCAUGAAAGAAAAUGAAAGUAAAACAUUAUCUGAAGAGCUUUCUUUAAGUGACUUUAAAGAACUUGGGGCUCAUAGUUCAACUGAUUCAUCCUGUGGUUUAAUUGGGACUGAAAAGAAAAACAAGUGGUCAGUUCAGACUGUGAGAUUUUUUGAAGCUUUGUUAUCUAUAUGUCUUCAUAGUGCAGGAAACGGUCAACAGAAAACGGAAAUUGAAGGAUCUUUCCAGGUAACACAAUGUUCUAACCACCACCUACCCACACACACACACAAAAUUGGUAUGUAGCAUUUUCUGUUGACUAAACUCAUCCAAUGGAUUAUUCAUAUUAGUAUUAUUAUUAUUUAGUAAGCCUGCUCUGUGUAUUAUUUAAAGAGAUACUGUAGUGCCAGGAAUACAAAGCUGUAUUCCUGGCUGAUCUGUGCCUGUUACUAUAUAACUGCCACUCCAUUCCCAAAUCUCUUAUACCUACCCCAGAUGGAUUGCAAUGUAUCAACCAAAGGGGGUUGUGCUGAUACUGCUAAUGAAGUAGUUUUCAUGUUCAUAAAAGGCACUACUGAUCCCCCUGCCUCCCUCACUCUCCCUCCUACUCUGUAA
This is a messenger RNA of Pelobates cultripes (western spadefoot toad), 38276 nucleotides long. The record is from the annotation of a GenBank genome assembly. NCBI's taxonomy places the organism in Eukaryota, Metazoa, Chordata, Amphibia, Anura, Pelobatidae.